This is a messenger RNA of Anthostomella pinea, 639 nucleotides long. The record is from the annotation of a GenBank genome assembly. Lineage: Eukaryota; Fungi; Ascomycota; Sordariomycetes; Xylariales; Xylariaceae.
AUGUCGUCUUCGCAAGCAUCCGCAGACACUAGAGCCGACUCGGAACCGCCGCCGAAACGACACCAGCCCGACUUGCCCAGCACGAGUCCAAGGGCGCUGAUGCGGGCAUCGAGCGACAUCGGACCAAGAACAACAUCCGAACAGAAGUCACUCAUCACCGUGGCCUUCCUCGACGUCCACGGCUUCACAUACGAGAGUCUGGAACUCCGCGCCCCGAAGCCCCCAACGUCGGUCCUGCACCUGGAACCGCCCGACCUGGUCACGCCCAGUCUUCAGAAGCUGGCCCGGGCCCUCGAGAUCCCGAAACGCUUCCGGCCGAAGGAGCAGAAGAGGGACCUCCGGCCCUUCGAGCGCGGCCACUGGCUGCUGGACUGCUCGUCGUGGGAGCCGCAGCUCAGGCGCGAUGCCUGGGCCUACCUGGCCAACUACAUCGGGACGGGGGUCGCGGGCUGGGGCAUCUGGUGCAAGAGGGACCCCGAGUUCCAGUGGCUGCGAACAUAUUGCUUUGGUGGCGUUGCUGCACACAUCUACUUGCUGUUGUACUUGGCUUCCCAGCGAACCAUUCUUUACACCGGCAGCACUUGGGUAGACGGAGAUAGAAUCGAGGUUAUUACGAUGGGCGCGAGGGAUAAGCAGUGA